Ooceraea biroi (clonal raider ant) is the source of this 915-nucleotide messenger RNA. RefSeq lists its product as uncharacterized. NCBI's taxonomy places the organism in Eukaryota, Metazoa, Arthropoda, Insecta, Hymenoptera, Formicidae. The record is from RefSeq and is a predicted model, not a curated record.
CAGAUACGGCUCUAUUAAGGUGUAACGAAGGCACGUUUCGCGUGCGUAAGAUAUACGGAGAUGGCAACUGCAUGUUUAGGGCGAUCAGCUACAUUUUAUGGCGAAACGAGGAGGAGCAUCAAUCGCUGCGAACAAUGGUUGCACAGCACAUUAAGGACAAUUGGCGGGAGUACGGUCCGUUUGUGAUGGCUGAGUGGAACAUUUCAGAUCGCCAAGAGUAUUACGAUUACAUGAGCUUGGUGGGCACGUUUGCCAGCGAGCUGGAAUGCACCGUGGCCACCAAGCUCCAUCGUAUGAAUCUAUCAAUUUAUCGUGAGCUCGCUGGCAGAUACGAACUCGAAUUGGUUUUCCACAACCGCGUAAACGCUAAUUAUGAGACCGCCAGGCUUUUGUUCACCGGAUGUUCAGAAAAUGGUCAUUAUGACGUGUUGUUACCUGAUUACGAAGUCUUUAUAUGAGACAAUGGGUGAGUUCGCAAAAAUGGAUAAAAAUUGGAAUACAUAUAAUUUUUAAUGAAAUUAAAUCAAGAUAUCAAAAAUUUGAGGCUCUCGCGCUGAUCAGUUCUGGUUUCCGGGUUGAAGCCGCCUUUUGUAUUUUCGUAUAAAUUACAAAAAUCUUUAUUUAGUGCAAUAUUAAUUUAUAAUGCUUUCUAAUUCAAUAGUAUAGUAUAAAUAAUUAAUUAAAAUAUCAAAUUAAAUCUAUUAAUUUUACAAACUGUCAACCGUUAAUAGUUUGUUCCACUUCUAAUUAAUUCGCCAACAGAAAAUGUAAAUUCCCACACGCAUGGUAGUGGCCUCAGGAAUGUUUCACGCUCCAUGAGCAAGAACAGGAUUUAAAAAGAAUCACAUCCCUACGUGUGAAGCCACUGUGUGAACCUCGUUAUUGCACUAUAUAUCACGCAACUAAAAUACAAAA